UGUCCCAAAUUGAAAAUAAUCCACAUUCCACACCACACCAUCAAUUAAUAACAAAUUUAAUAUUACAGUAAAUUAUAUUUUCCCGAAUGUAUUGAUAUGUUAUUGAGGUUGCGGAUUUAAAGAAUUGUAAAUAUGGAGUUUAUCAGGCGUAGUUUAAUUCACUGUAAACGGCGUACUCACAGUAUUGGUACCAAUAGUUGGAGGUGUAACUACAGUGUAAAAAAAGAAAAAGUACCGUUAGCAGAAGGGCCAUUUCCUCGUCGCGUGGUAACGGGUCUGCAGCCGACGGGCGCGCUUCACAUCGGGAACUACUUCGGGGUGUUGCGGCGCUGUGUGCAGCUUCAGGAUCAGGGGGACGACCUCAUGCUCUUCAUCGCAGACUUGCACGCGCUCACCACCUAUCAGGAUCCGUCGGCGCUGCAGGACAACAUCCUGGACGUGGCGGCGAGCGCGCUGGCGGCGGGCGUGGACCCGGCGCGCAGCGUGCUGUUCGUGCAGUCGGCUGUGCCGCGUCACGCCGAGCUGUGCUGGCUGCUGGCCUGUCUGGCCUCGCACGCCCGCCUCGCGCAUCUGCCCCAGUACAAGGAGCGCGCUCAGAACAAUAAAGAGGUGGGCGUGGGGCUGCUGCUGUACCCGGUGCUGCAAGCGGCCGACGUGCUGCUGUACCGCGCGGCGCGCGUGCCGGUGGGCGCCGACCAGCUGCAGCAUCUGCAGCUGUGCGCGCAGCUCGUCAAGACCUUCCACCACCGCUACGGCCGGCUAUUCCCGGUGCCGCAACCGCUGUUGCCCGAGGAUGGUUGUGAUCGGUUAAGAAGCUUGAGAGAUCCAUCGAAGAAAAUGUCCAAAUCCGACCCGGACCCGAAGUCGCGGAUACUGCUGACGGACUCUGAUGAAGUCAUCACUCUCAAAGUCAGAAAAGCUGUCACAGAUUGCAAUCCGAAGGUGACGUUCGAGCCGGAGUCGCGGCCGGGCGUGGCCAACCUCGUGCUGCUGCACUGUCUGGCCUGCGACCUGCUGCCCGAGGAGGCUGUGGAGGAGGCCGACGGGCUCACCACCGCGCAGUACAAGGCGGUGGUGGCGCGCGCGCUAUGCGCGCGGUUGGGCCCAAUGCGUGCGCGCGCGCUGGAGCUGCGCGCGCAGCCGCGGCUGCUGCGCGACGUGCUGCGCGCGGGCGCGACGCGCGCGCGCGCCCGCGCUGACGUCACACUGCACGACGUGCACGCGGCGCUGGGGCUCGCGCCCGGCUCCGCCGACCGCACGCUGCGAGCCGCUAAUGAAUAGACUUCUCACUAGUUUUAUUUCAUUUCAUACAAAUUGUUCUUUGUCAUUCUUCACAUCACCCGGGAGAGACUUAACGAGAUUCUUGCUUAAUCUGAAUUUCUAUUAUUACUUUGUCUACAUCAUGUUAUUUCUUUCCGUUUUCAUAAUCUACUUAUAUUAAUGAUGAUGAGAACUUAGACACUGUAAACUAAAAAUAGUACUUAUAAAAUACCAUUUCUGGAAAAAUUUUAAACAUAAUUCACAUAUGUAUAGCACAGUUGUAGCAUAGUAGUACGUAUCGUUGUACAUUUGAUUAACUCUAUCUAAAGCGACGAUUUUAAGCCAUACUAAUAAAAGUAAGCACAAGUAAUCUGGUCGUGAAUGUGUCUCAGAGCCGAUGGUGGUGGUGCAUGGCGAGGUGGUCGGGGGCCGGCGGCGGAGGGGGCGGCAGCACGCGCUCCUUCACCACCGACACUAGUUCCCGAAGCAGCUCCACCGCCUGCGAACACAUGACAUUGGAUGAAUACGAUCUGCUCAAUAGACAUGUAUAUGAUAAAGAGCGGUGUGACGAAUGCGCGACCUGCGUGACGGCCUCGGCCUGCUUCUCGGCGGCCAGCGCCUGGCGCAUGGCGGCCUCGGCCAGCAGCUCCGCGCCGCCCAGCGCCGAGCCCGCGCCCGACGUCUCCGACUCCAGCUCCUCCUCCAGCGGCUUGCGCUCCUCGUCCGACUGGCUGCCGCGGCCCGCGCCCGCGCCCGCUAUUGGACAUCAUCGCUACUUUGUUCAUUGUUUACAUUUCACUCAAAUAUACGAAAACUAAAAGAUA
This is a messenger RNA of Plodia interpunctella (Indianmeal moth), 2084 nucleotides long. RefSeq names its product Tryptophanyl-tRNA synthetase, mitochondrial (gene TrpRS-m). The transcript is spliced from 7 exons. The record is from RefSeq and is a predicted model, not a curated record. Lineage: Eukaryota; Metazoa; Arthropoda; Insecta; Lepidoptera; Pyralidae. Bases 133 to 1281 code for a protein of 382 amino acids. Gene Ontology annotation, biological process: mitochondrial tryptophanyl-tRNA aminoacylation. Gene Ontology annotation, cellular component: mitochondrial matrix; mitochondrion. Gene Ontology annotation, molecular function: ATP binding; tryptophan-tRNA ligase activity.